ACUACGAAGAAAAAGUGCAUGGCGCGGAGCAACAUCAGUUGGUACCGCGCGCAAGUGUAGUUGAGCUUAUUAAAAAGUUAGUAGAAAUGAUUGAGAGUCAAACGAACACAAAGAUGCGCGAGGAUGUCUAUGUUGGGAUUGCAGUAAAAUUGAUUAAAGUGGAAGCAGAAUGAAAGCUUGUUCCGGUAUGCAUGUAUAACCUACGACCAGUUCGCUGUAACUUCGUGCUUGAAAACAUCAACUAUAAACAUUUGACUUCGCUGUUGACUGGAAGCCAAAUACACGACACUUGAUGUAACCGUAGCAGUACCGUAGCGCAGCCGUUGGAAUCAUGCCGAGGCACGUCGUCUGUGCUUUCUGCCAGGUGACAGUAUAUACCACCUGCAAGCACACCGGCAUGUGACCUUGGAUAGUCUCUGGCGGCAUAACAAUCGAACGGCACCACGUUCAUAGUUCGACACAGUGACAACAGGGCCACGAUUGGACAAAGGUAUAAAAUGUCCCCUUAGCCUCUUUGGUUCCGUCAGUCGUUUUGACGGUCAAGUUCAGCACAGUUUUGUGAUAGAAGGUAGUGCACACAUAUAGUCAUAUCAUGAGGAUCGUUUUGGCGCUAGUGUUUGUCCUAGUGGCACUGGCCAUGGUGGAUGCAAAGUGCAACAAGUGUAACCGCAACGAAUGCGAAUGCCAGUUGGAAAUUGUCCGUGGUCCACCACCUCAACCGUUUCCGUUUUAUAAGAAGAAAAAAUGCAACGUGACUAAGCCACUUGAAUUUAAACCAAAGCCGGAUGUUUGUUCGUGUGAGCAGGAAUAUCGCAUUCGUCCAUUAGCUCCGGAUCAUGUUGAGCCUAAGUUUGCAAAAUCCAGAUCAUGUGAAUGCGGCUUUGAACAUCAUCCAGAUCAACCGAAACGCAAAUAUCCUGCCGACAUAAUAAGCUAUCAGCUGGCAAAGGAGUAUGCAAAAAUAAACAAUGUUAAUGAAGCAGGCUUGUAUGUGCAUGCUCAGCCUAUGAAGCCUGCACCCGCACCCAAGCACGAAGGUAUCCCGGAGGAACGGAUGUACAAAGCCAACAUGCAUGUACUGGAACUCAAGCCACACAAGCGUAAGCGUUUUAACUGUCGCAUUUGUUCGUCGGAAGAAGAAGAGGGAGCACCGUGUAAUCCGAAGCAUCAGAACUAUUUCGACAUCUGCUACGGCAAGGUCGAAAAUAAGGAUCCCAAGUUCAACGUAGUAAAGCAGGAUGCACCGGUGUGUGAUCGUUGUCAGGAUCGAUCCAGCACUGAGGAAGUUGAAAGCACGGAAGAGGAUUAUUCUCCAGAACAGCCGACGAAGCACUGCUCGAAGUGUUCGAAACUGAAGAAGAAAUGUGACUGCCCCUCGCAUAUGGAAAGCUACGAGCCCGAGAGCGAGGAAUAUGAUUAUCCAUUUGCAAAAAAGUAUUUCCGCAAAACACGCUCAUCUGAUGAUCCAGAGCCCGCGCUUGUGGUCUAGUACGCUGCCAUGAAUGAUUAUGACGUGUAUAGUUUGGUGGUCUCAGUUGUGAUAUACUAGUAUAA
Anopheles moucheti is the source of this 1554-nucleotide messenger RNA. RefSeq names its product lanC-like protein 3 homolog. Gene Ontology annotation, biological process: peptide modification; carbohydrate metabolic process. Lineage: Eukaryota; Metazoa; Arthropoda; Insecta; Diptera; Culicidae. The record is from RefSeq and is a predicted model, not a curated record. Gene Ontology annotation, cellular component: plasma membrane. The transcript has 3 exons. Bases 593 to 1489 code for a protein of 298 amino acids.